Molecule: messenger RNA, 2029 nt
Organism: Meriones unguiculatus (Mongolian gerbil)
Lineage: Eukaryota; Metazoa; Chordata; Mammalia; Rodentia; Muridae
Gene: Vstm2b
Product: V-set and transmembrane domain containing 2B
Exons: 6
Coding region: 788-1678 (296 amino acids)
Source: RefSeq, a predicted model, not a curated record
CACCGCCUCUGCCGUCACUCACGGCCACUGCCUGCUGGCUCUCUGGUGCGCUCCGCGCCACAGGCACCUGCUCGCCCAGCGCAGGGCGCUCAGUUCUUGCUCGCACACUGCGGACUCCUCGUCUUCCCUGUCACCUGGCCUAGCUUCUGGCCAGACACAGCACUCCACCUUUCUCGCAGUCCCCUGGCGCUCACCCACCCGCCAUGGCCCAGGUCUGGGCCAAAGAGUGGUGUGGCUCGUAGUCCAAACCAGGGUCUGCGCGCCGCGGCUGAGCGCCCACUCGCCUGGAGGAAAAAGCCGCGGAGAAACCGGCGGGGGCGGCGGCGGCGACGACGGGAGAGCUCGGCUGGAGUCGGAGGAGGUGGCAGUCGGGAGCCUAGCCAGUAGACCUGGAGGCAGACUCUGGUGGCUCUCGGGCGCUCACUCCGUUAUCCAAAGAUGGGUCCUGGCACAGCCCGGCCGUUGCCCGGCCCGCCGGCCAGAGACUGAACUGCAGACCCUCAGCCUCCCGUGGACCACUGGACUGAAGGAGGUCCUCCUGGCGGGACCUCGCCUCCUGCGCCCCUCGCGUAGCGCCGCCCGCCGGAGCCGCGCCGGGCCAGCCCGCAGGGAAGCCCGGCUGAUUGGCGGCCGCCGGCGGCCAGGGGAGGGGGCGCCGUGCGGGACCAUGGCAGGCUCCGAGGCGUCCUAGCCGGAGCUCCAGCCGGAGCCGAGCCCACGCUGCCGCCGCCGCCGCUGCCUCUCCGCGCCGAGCCACCCCGCCGCCGCCGCCGCAACCCUGCGGGAGAUGGAACAGCGGAACCGGCUCGGAGCCCUCGGAUACCUGCCGCCUCUGCUGCUGCACGGCCUGCUGCUCUUCGUCGCCGACGCCACAUUCACCGAAGUCCCUAAAGAUGUAACCGUGCGGGAGGGAGACGACAUCGAAAUGCCCUGCGCUUUCCGGGCCAGCGGAGCCACCUCGUACUCGCUGGAGAUUCAGUGGUGGUACCUCAAGGAGCCUCCCCGGGAACUGCUACACGAGCUGGCGCUCAGCGUGCCGGGCGCCCGGACCAAGGUAACAAAUAAGGAUGCAACUAAAAUCAGUACCGUGCGUGUCCAGGGCAAUGACAUCUCACACCGGCUUCGGCUGUCCGCCGUACGAUUACAGGACGAAGGCGUGUAUGAGUGUCGAGUUUCGGACUACAGCGACGACGACACCCAAGAACACAAGGCCCAGGCGUUGCUGCGCGUGCUGUCGCGCUUCACGCCGCCCAACAUGCAGGCUGCGGAGGCGGUGUCCCACAUCCAGAGCAGCGGCCCGCGCCGCCACGGAGCCCCCAGCGCCGUCAGCUCCAACAACGCAGGUGCCGCUGUCCGCACCACCUCCGAACCCAGCCGUGGCGACAAGAACCCACCUCUUGGGAGCCCUCCCGCUGGAUCAGGAGUCCCGGAGGCAGCCGCCGCCGCUGCUGCCGCUGCCGCCGCCGCCGCCGCUUCUGCGACCCACACAGCCACCACAACUGUUGCAGCAGCUGCUGCUGCUUCUUCAUCAGCGUCGCCGCCGUCGGGCCAGGCUGUCCUUCUGCGCCAGAGGCACGGCUCCGGUAAAGGUACUGGCCCUGGCUACAGCACAGACCCUCUGCUGUCUCUGCUCUUAUUAGUGCUACAUAAGUUUCUGCACCCGCUUCUGGGGCACUGACAGCCGUGAAACCUCAGCAGGCACCCCGGGAGGACACCUUGCCACGUGGACACAGAGACCAAGGGAAGCAUGAAGAAGUACAUGCGAAAAUAAAUAAAUCAUAUUUUUGGGGAAGUAACAAAAAUCUAGAAGACUUAAAUAAUGCAUCAAGUUUCCAAAUAGGAUGGAGUGCAGGCCGUGCGGUGUGCAUGGGGCACCAGGUUCUUCACGGCAAUGUAUUUUUCUUUCCUUCACAUUCCCUUCGAAUCUUCAUUUUGCACGAACUGUUGAGCAGGUACCUUGAGGAUAAUAUGUGAAAAAAAAAAAUGUUGGGUCAAAGCCUUUCUGACAAAGUAAAAUAUUUUUAGGAGA